UUCCUUUCCUUUCCUUUUCUUCUUCCUUUCUCUCUUUCUCUCUUUCUCUCUUUCAUACCAUUUUGCUAUGAAAAUUUGGUGCGUUGAAGUGUGGGCCUGUGGUCUCUGCUUUUCCUUUCGGUGCCGACCAACUGCGGAGGAGCCACUUCCUCCCCACUGUGGCUGGAGGACAGCGAUAACAGCGCUCCGGCGACGGUUCCUGGACGGGUGUAUCCCUGUGCUGUCAAAGGCCGAAAUUCACUUUGAGUGUCGUUAACUAACGAGCCAGCUCUGAUUAAUGAUUGACAGUGGGCGGGCGCUAGGACCUCCGGGACGUCGAUUCUCCGUAACCAGAAGAGAAAUCAGGAAAUAACACCGUGGCUCUGUCUGUGCCCUUUGGAAAUAACACAGCGCUGCUCCGCGCCGAAGGAGUCAGUUCUCCAGGAGUUCGGUGGUUGGAGUUGGGUUGAGCGGCCCCAUAGCACCGUGGCCCCAAAGCAUCACAGCCCUGUAUGGACGCGGCUGGGGGUGACAUCAGGAGCAGAAAGAAGUCCCUGAUGUGCUGACAGCCGACCAUGUCUGGGAAACACUGGCCCGUGGGGACGCAGUGCGUCACCAAGCACGACCACACCAAGCCCAAGGCUGGCGAGCUGGCCUUCCGCAAGGGAGAUGUGGUCACCAUCAUCGAGGCCGUGGAGGGCAGGAGCUGGUACCGUGUGCGGCACAACGAGAGCGGGCAGGAGGGGCUGGUGGCGGCCGGAGCACUGCGGGAGCGCGGGGCCAUCCGCGCUGACCCCAAGCUCAGCCUCAUGCCCUGGUUCCAUGGGAAGAUCUCGGGCGUGGAGGCGGUGCAGGAGCUGCAGCCCCCCGAGGAUGGGCUGUUCCUGGUGCGCGAGUCGAUCCGGCACCCCGGUGACUACGUGCUGUGCGUGAGCUUCGGCAAGGAGGUGAUCCACUACCGCGUGCUGCACCGCGAGAACACGCUGAGCAUCGACAGCGAGCAGUACUUCUACAACCUCAUCGACAUGAUCGAGCACUACACGGAGCAGCAAGGAGCCCUCUGCACCAAGCUGGUGAAGCCCAAAGCCAAGAGCGGGAUGAAGUCGGCCGAGGAGGAGUUGGCCAAAGCCGGCUGGCUGCUGAACCUGCAGCACCUCACGCUGGGAGAGCGCAUCGGGCAAGGCGAGUUCGGAGAUGUCCUGCAGGGUGAGUACAUGGGGCAGAAGGUGGCUGUGAAGAACGUCAAGUGCGACGUGACCGCCCAGGCCUUCCUCGCCGAGACCGCCGCCAUGACGAAGGUCCGGCACAAGAACCUGGUGCGUCUGCUCGGUGUCAUCCUGCACAAUGGCCUCUAUAUCGUCAUGGAAUUCAUGAGCAAGGGCAACCUGGUCAACUUCCUGCGCACGCGGGGCCGCGCGCUCGUCCCACCACCGCAGCUCCUGCAGUUCUCCCUGGAUGUGGCCCAGGGCAUGGACUACCUGGAGUCCAAGAAGCUGGUGCACAGGGACCUGGCUGCCCGCAACAUCCUCAUCUCCGAGGAGAACGUGGCCAAAGUGAGUGAUUUUGGCCUGGCCAGGGUCAACCCGCGGGGUGCAGACACCACACUGCUGCCUGUGAAGUGGACGGCUCCUGAGGCCCUGAAGCACAAUAAAUUCUCCUCCAAAUCGGAUGUGUGGAGCUACGGGAUCCUCCUGUGGGAGGUGUUCUCCUUCGGCCGAGCGCCCUACCCCAAGCUGAGCCUGAAGGAGGUGGUGGAGCAGCUGGAGCAGGGAUACCGCAUGGAGCCCCCCGAGGGCUGCCCGCCCGCCGUGUACAUGCUGAUGAGGAGCUGCUGGGAGAUGGAGCCGGGCAAGCGGCCAUCCUUCAAGAAGCUCACGGAGAAGCUGCAGAAAGAGCUGAAGCACUUAAAGGAUGUUUAACUUAUAUCCCGCGCCCAAGGAGCCGCCAGGACCCACGGGAGGAGCCCCCAGGUUUGGCAGCAGUGUGGAAAUGGGCAGCCUGGGGGCUGCUCCCUCCCAGUGAAGAUGGGGCAGUGGCUCCGCAGGGUGCCCUCCUCCCCUGCGUGCACCCAGUGGACACAACGUUCUCCCUCCGGAUGCAAUGGAUGGAUGGGUCCCCCCGCUCCUGUGGGGUCCUUUGCCCGGCCAUGCCUGGGGACACCGGGAGUGGCAGCACAAGGUCCCUCUGAGCCCCCUCUCCCAGUGAUGGGGACAGCACGGGAUGCCCCGUCCUUAUGGAAGACAACACCCCAGUGCUGGCACAGCCCCAUGCCAGCUCUGCACGGAGACACCAACCGCAUUCAGCUCAGCCACAUGGGUUUGGGCCUUUUGAUUAAACCACAGAAAUUA
This is a messenger RNA of Numida meleagris (helmeted guineafowl), 2327 nucleotides long. It is a transcript of the gene MATK, whose product is annotated as megakaryocyte-associated tyrosine kinase. The transcript has 13 exons. The record is from RefSeq and is a predicted model, not a curated record. Bases 555 to 1898 code for a protein of 447 amino acids. Gene Ontology annotation, molecular function: protein binding; protein tyrosine kinase activity; ATP binding. Lineage: Eukaryota; Metazoa; Chordata; Aves; Galliformes; Numididae. Gene Ontology annotation, biological process: protein phosphorylation.